Molecule: messenger RNA, 579 nt
Organism: Cordyceps militaris CM01
Lineage: Eukaryota; Fungi; Ascomycota; Sordariomycetes; Hypocreales; Cordycipitaceae
Product: TRAPP complex component Bet3, putative
Exons: 4
Coding region: 1-579 (192 amino acids)
Biological process (GO): endoplasmic reticulum to Golgi vesicle-mediated transport; intra-Golgi vesicle-mediated transport
Cellular component (GO): TRAPP complex; cytosol; cis-Golgi network membrane
Source: RefSeq, a predicted model, not a curated record
AUGGCCUCUAGCAAGGCUUCUCGCAUCGGUGAGGAGAUCUGGAAGACGAGAAUCGAUAAAGUCAACGCUGAGCUCGUGACUCUGACCUACGGUACCGUGGUUUCGCAAUUAUGCAAAGACUUUGAUGGCGAUUAUGCGGAAGUAAACAAGCAACUGGACAAGAUGGGAUACAAUAUUGGCUUGCGCCUGAUCGAGGACUACCUCGCGAAGUCCAACACCAUGAAGCGAUGUGCCAACUUCCGCGAGACAGCGGACAUGAUUUCCCGGGUCGGAUUCAAAAUUUUCCUGAAUAUCACACCGCAAGUAACAAAUUGGACAACGGACAACAACCAGUUUUCCUUGGUAUUUGACGAAAACCCGUUUGCGGACUUUGUCGAAUUACCCGAUGACGGCCGCGCACAAGACGAGUUGUGGUAUUCGAAUAUUCUUUGCGGGGUUUUGAGGGGUGCGCUAGAAAUGGUACAAAUGCAAGUCGAGGCGCACUUUAUCAGCGAUGUGCUGCGAGGCAAUGACACGACUGAAAUGAGGGUAUCAUUAAUACGAUAUAUCGAUGAUGAGCUACCUCCGGAGGAUGAUUAG